CCUACGACGGCAUGAAGGGCAAUAACUUUGUUCGCUAUGACAAGAUGUGGUACAAGGGUGUGAGCUUCACCAGCGAGGCGUGCGCUCUCAUCUACCUGGUGGAUACAGCCGGGACGCGCACCACAACCGACACUUUCACCGAUCUGACCAAGGACUACACCCUGGCAGUGUUCUAUGAUGACUCGCGCCAUGGUCCCUCUUAUAUGGCUGAAGCCCAUGACGUGAUUGCCAAUUCAGCUUACACCUGUACCGAGGAUGGCACUGAGAUCUAUGACAUAAACGGAUUUCGCAUCACCCAGGCAGCCGAUGGCCUGGUGAAGGUCACUCGUGUGGACAACAAGUGCUUGAUUCGCACCAGUCCCGGCAAUGGAUCGGCCACUUUGACCACACCUGGCAUCCAUUGCACUGCCUCUCUGGGAAAGACCUCGCAUCUGUUUGUUCGUCGCAAUGAGAAGCGCAUGCACUUCGAUGGAUCCUGUUUCAUUGUACGCAACGCCGGACACUCCGCCGGCUUCAAUGAGAACAACCUGCUCAUUGUCUACUAAGCGGCGUUCGUAGUCCGGAGAUAGAAACGGCGCAGUGGUAGCCCAUCCCACACGCACACACUCACACAUGUCAACACAUUUCACCUGAAACACAAACAUGGA
Molecule: messenger RNA, 647 nt
Organism: Drosophila miranda
Lineage: Eukaryota; Metazoa; Arthropoda; Insecta; Diptera; Drosophilidae
Exons: 4
Coding region: 12-545 (177 amino acids)
Source: RefSeq, a predicted model, not a curated record